UGUAAGAAUAAUGCCUCCAACAACAUUAACUAGUUCGCUCCAUCCGAGCAAUCGCGAUGCAAUAUCCUGGAAUGAAAAAGGCUUGAUAGCCUUUGGCUGUCAUUCAACCUUGGUGCUUUUUGACACUUGUAAACUUGAAGUCUUUCAAACGCUAGAACAACAUACUACAGCAAUUAAUUUGGUUUGUUGGAAACCUCCUAUUGACCUUCUCUUUCGAAUAAAAUCAAAAGACAACAACGACAAUAUUCGUUAUUGUAGUGAUAUUAAUGUUGGCUGUGCUUCUUCAGAUAUUAGUGGCAAUAUUUUUAUUUGGGAUAUUCAAAUGGGAAUUGUUGUUGCCUCUUUACGUUAUUUGACUACAAAUGUUAAUGGUUUUAUUUUUUAA
Meloidogyne enterolobii is the source of this 385-nucleotide messenger RNA. The record is from the annotation of a GenBank genome assembly. Lineage: Eukaryota; Metazoa; Nematoda; Chromadorea; Rhabditida; Meloidogynidae.